Molecule: messenger RNA, 1538 nt
Organism: Branchiostoma belcheri (Belcher's lancelet)
Lineage: Eukaryota; Metazoa; Chordata; Leptocardii; Amphioxiformes; Branchiostomatidae
Product: heat shock factor-binding protein 1-like
Exons: 3
Coding region: 91-339 (82 amino acids)
Biological process (GO): cellular heat acclimation
Cellular component (GO): nucleus; cytosol
Molecular function (GO): transcription corepressor activity
Source: RefSeq, a predicted model, not a curated record
GAAUUUUGUUCAGUCUUCUUGGGUAAACCACCGAGGCAGGGUGCACAGCUGGUGGAAGCAGCUUGGAUUGUUUGUCAGUCGAGUCAGUAGAUGAAAGGAGAGAACAUGGAUGCAGGGUUGAAGGUUCACAGCAAGGAGGUGGAAACUCUCGAUCCACACAAUGUGAUAGAAUCAACUGAAGUGGUCCAGGCACUGCUACAACAGAUGCAGGACAAGUUCCAGGCCAUGUCUGACCAGAUCAUCUCAAGGAUCGAUGACAUGGGCGGGCGGAUAGAUGAGCUGGAGAAGAGCAUCGCCGACCUCAUGACACAAGCUGGGGUCGAGGAGGCCGACAAGUAGUCUUCUAGAUCUGUCGCUGGGCGCUCGACCAUCAUGGCAGGAAUCGCCCAACAGUCUUCUGUGCACACGUGGUGGUGUUACAUAAACUCUGCACCUUUUUUGUGUAGUAUAGUUUGAAAGAACUGUUUUUGUUUGUCAACAUGUACUAUCAGUCUAUCAUUAUCUCCCUUCUGUGUGGUUUUAACUCACCGACAGUUUUUGUAUGCAGCCAAUUAUACAGUUCAGUAGACAUGCAUUUUUAAAGGGAAUUUUGUAGUCAUUUUACACAUGUACUGGUAGUAGCUUAUUUUGUGUGAACGUGUGGUACACUAAAGGUUCCAAAGCAGUGGUUUGUCCCUCCAACAGACCCAACAAGAUGUAAUCAUUUUGCAAUUAGAGAGAAAAUGGCCCAAAGAUUGACCAGUCUUGGUGGCAGUUAAUUUUACAGGGUGUGAUGAUUGUUAAAUCAAUAUAAUCAGUUUCUGUGACCUAGCUACUAUAUGUACUCCUUGGGUGUGAAGAGGAGUCUGUGUGCAUAAUUAUAACAACAUAUAAUAUCCUCUGGAAAAUAAUACCCUGUAAGUCUCGAAACAGCAAAUGUUGCAACAGAAAGAUGCCAAAAUAACUUUCUAGGCCAGAUGUGCACUGUUCCAUUCUCUUUGGUACAUUGUGUUACUCCACAAAUUCUAGUAAGAUACACCUUCUAGGGUAUAACCAAGAGCUGAUGGUGAUUUCAUCUAAGAUAUUACAGCUAACAACAUUGUACAUUGGAAAGACAACCUCCCCCAAUUAGAAGGGACAGUAGCAUCUGCUGCUGUGGAAAUGUAUCGCAAGGCAAUGGUGUUUCUUUAUCAGGAAUACUGUAAUUCAGUGCCUUCUUAACAGUUGCAGUCUGUUGUUUUUGCUCUGUUGUUGCCAUCCUUGAAAUUAAAAGGCACUGUUGACAAAUUGUCCCACAUGUCCAAAUAGCCUGUUCUGUAGUGAACCAGAUCUGUUGAAAGUUGAUAACCAAGCAUGGUUCAAGUAUUAAAACACUAUGCCUGACAGAGUACCCAGCUUUUGAAUAAUCCUACUCUUUUGUUGUGCACUUAUGAUUGAUUCUGUGUAACUUCUUUGUGCUGUUACCUGCUAACAAGAACAGAACAUCUGGAACAAGUCAAUGAUUUUAAACCUUUUGUACAAAUCUUGUGUGGGUGGAAUAAACAGGUCUAACAGAUCAC